Molecule: messenger RNA, 3227 nt
Organism: Closterium sp. NIES-67
Lineage: Eukaryota; Viridiplantae; Streptophyta; Zygnematophyceae; Desmidiales; Closteriaceae
Source: the annotation of a GenBank genome assembly
AAGGAGGGAGGGGGAGAGGGCGGAGGCAUGUGCACCCGUGCUUUUUCGAGGAUAUUUCCCCUUUGUGCCAGCGAUGGCAUGUACUAAGAGUCUUAGAAGAGGCCCUUAAGGCCGAAAAAGGGGCGGAAAGAGUGACGGUAGUAGGAGGAGGAGGGAAACCCGGAGAAGGAGCAGGAGGAGCAGGAGGAGCGGGAGGAGCAGGAGGAGCGGGAGGAGCAGGAGGGGGAAACAAGCAGCUAGACAUGGGUGAUUUCGGCCGGCUCUACUCGCUCCUCCUGGGGCUCUUCUCCUCAGUUAGUGGGUCAUCAGGGAGAGUCCUCCCUCUCCUCAACGUCCUGGCUUUCACUCGGCAGGUGCUCACCGGCCUCUGGCACUGGGUAGUCGCCCACUGCCGUAUCUCUAUCUCUCAAGCCUAUGUGGGGGCGGGGUCUGCUGGUAACCCGCAGCUUUCCUCCUCUUCUGCUGCUGCUGCCUCCACUGCUGCUGCAUCUCCCGCUUCCACUGCUGCUGCUGCUGGUGCUGGUGCUGCUGGUUCUGGUUCUGCUGCUGCUGGUGCGGGAGCGAGAGGAGGUUCGGGCAGGAGGAGAGGAAGGUCAGGGAGGGGAUAGGCACAGGCAAGGGGGAGGGGUAGCCGGUUCUUUUCAGCUGCCCCAGUUCUCGGGCAGCUGGUUCCCUAGGUCGUUUUUGGAAGGGUAUGGGGGAGGAGGGGAGGGCGGUGAGAGGAGGGCGGAGGAGGAUGAGUGGGCCCCACAAGGAGGAGCAGCAGGAGGUGUUGACCGCAUGCAGACAGAGUCUGCCGGCCAGGGAGGGCCGCACGGGACUGCAAGUGAUGAUGACUCUGUGCUGGCUGCGUUGAUGGGUGGGCGGCAAACGGGUCAAACGGGUCAAACAGGUCAAUCUGGCCAGUCGGGUCAAGCAGGGUCAACGGCGGCCCAGCGGUGGUCAACGUUUCUCUCCUCCACCUUCCAGAGACGAGCGGCAGAGGCGCAGAGAGGAAGGGUUGGAGGGGGAGGAGGAGGGAGGACGUUUUGGGAGACUUCAGCGGGUGACUAUAUGGAGGAAGAUUAUGAGGAUUGGGAAGGCGAAGGGGAAGGGGAGGAGAGAGUGGGAGCGGAGGCAGUGGGAGAGGGAGCAGUGGGAGGAGGGGAGAGGUGGGACGUGGAGGGGAUGCGGAAGGGGGCGGCGGGCGUGGCGGCAGACGUGGCGGUGGUGAUGACAGUGUUCUGCAGGGCGUAUGCCCACCUGCUGCUGGUGCUGGACGAUGAAGAGUUCUACCAGCGACAGAUGCCCUUCUCUCUCUCGGAGCAACGAGUCAUUGCCGCCACACUCAACACCCUCGUCUACAACACUCUCAUCUCCUCCCCCUCCUCCUCUUCCUCCUCCUCCUCAUCCUCCUCCUCUCUCACUCCCUCGCAAUCCGCGCUCCUAGAAGCCGCCACGCGCUGCCUCCUCCCUCUGCACGACCGGGACUGCAGAAGGGCCUUCUGUGAACCGGCCCUCUGGCUCGCCCCGGCUGAUCGCCGCCCGCCUCCUGUCAUUUCAGCAGCAGGCGCAGCCAGGCACCAUGGGGUAGGGGGAGAGGGGGGAGGGGGAAUGGGGGUACAGAUGGAGGAAGGGGAGGAGGACUGGGAGGUUGGGGAGUGGAUGGGGGAACUAGGCACAGGCGUAACUGGUGGGGGAGGCGCGGGAGGGGGAGGAGGAGGAGGAGGGAGAGGAAGAGGAGGUAUGGAUAAGGGGAAGGAGCAGCAGGGUGGGUCAGCAAUGGCAGCUGUUUUGAGGACGCUGCCUCACGUGCUGCCGUUUGAGAAGAGAGUUCACAUAUUCCGCGAGUUGAUUCAAGUGGAUAAGGCGAGGAACGGGUUGCGUAUUGCACCUGGGGCUGGGAUGGUGAGGCCAGUGGUGGACGUGUCUGUUCGGCGCGACCUGCUGGUGGAAGACGCUUUCGUCCGCCUCAACCAGCUGGGCCCCAUGCUCAAGGGCCGUGUGCGGGUGUCAUUCGUGAACGCGUUUGGAGCGGAGGAGAUAGGCAUGGAUCAGGGCGGACUGUUCAAGGAGUUCCUCACUGACCUCGCUAAGGCAGCCUUCGACCCGGGGUAUGGUCUUUUCCUCCAAGCAGCAACUGAAGAAGGCUAUCUGUAUCCCCAUCCGGCAGCAGCAGCGCUGGGCCACGGCAUUCCGAUGGUGGAGUUCUUGGGGCGCAUAGUGGGCAAGGCGCUCUAUGAGGGCAUUCUCCUGGAGUACAACUUCGCGCCCCUCUUUGUGUCGAAGCUCGUUGGGAGAUACGCGUUCCUGGACGAGCUCUCCUCGCUGGAUGUGGAGCUCUACCGCAACCUCAUGUACCUCAAGCACUAUGAAGGGGACGCAUCAGAGCUCGCAUUGGACUUCACAGUCACAGAGGAGGUACUUGGCGAGCACAGCAUAGUGGAGCUGCGGCCGGGCGGCAGCCACAUCGCAGUGACCAACGAGAACAAGCUGCAGUACAUCCAUGCUGUGGCGGAUUACAAGCUCAACCGUCAGAUGGCAGCAGUGGUGGCGGCGUUCCUCAGGGGCCUCUCGGACCUGAUUCGGCCCGAGUGGCUGCGGCUAUUCAGCCCCAAGGAGUUUAACCAGCUGCUGUCAGGCGGGGAGCAGGACGUGGAUGUGGAGGACCUAAGGGCCCACACGCAGUACUCUGGGGGGUAUUCGGACAGCGACCGAACCAUUCAAAUGUUCUGGCAGGUGGUGGCUGGCCUGUCAAGGGAGGAGAAGAGCCAGCUACUCAAAUUCGUCACCAGCUGCUCGCGACCUCCCCUGCUGGGGUUCAAGCACCUCCACCCGCCAUUGACCAUACACAAGGUUAACGUGGAUGCAUCCAUGUGGGCUACACUAGGUGGGCCGGAUAUAGACUGGCUGCCCACUGCUUCCACAUGCUACAACCUUCUCAAGCUUCCCACCUACCAACGAGCCAGCACGCUGCGCGAUAAACUCAAGUAUGCCAUUUCCUCUGGGACCGGCUUCGAGUUGUCCUGAGCUUGUACCAGGUUACUGUAGAGGUCUCUUGUGCCGGCAGCCGCACAUUUCACAGAUUUUGCAGAUACAUGAUGACUUUAUGCAGGACUUAUGUAGCAAAUAGUUUUUUCUCCUGCAACACCCCUACUGUACAGUACAAAUUGGUAUAAACAAUACUAUAGCCUUCUAUGGUAAAUGCUUCCCUUGGAAUAAAUGAUAUAUUUGAAAUGCUAGUAUUU